Acanthamoeba castellanii str. Neff is the source of this 990-nucleotide messenger RNA. Its product is annotated as permease (Major facilitator superfamily) protein, putative. The transcript has 9 exons. Lineage: Eukaryota; Discosea; Longamoebia; Acanthamoebidae. Gene Ontology annotation, molecular function: transmembrane transporter activity. Gene Ontology annotation, biological process: transmembrane transport. The record is from RefSeq and is a predicted model, not a curated record. Bases 1 to 990 code for a protein of 329 amino acids.
AUGGCGCGGUUCCUGCAGGGCGCCAGCGCGGCGGCGACGUGGGUGGCCGGGCUGGCGCUGCUGGCGGACACCUAUCCGUCGCACGAGCUCGGCAGCGCCAUGGGCCUGGUAAUGACCGCCAUGUCCCUGGGCAUGUUGCUCGGUCCUCCGUUUGGGGGCUUCGUCUAUCAGUUGGGCGGCAUUGCGAUCCUUGACGCUGUCGUCCGUGUGCUGCUGAUCACCGAACGCACGGUCCCCGCGCACUCGAUGCCAGUGCUGGGCGAGGAAGAGGGCGACGAACCAACGCCCGACACUUAUCUGCUGCAUCAACCGUACAAAGUCCUCGGCUACUCGUCGGGAGAUGACCGAGUCUACACCGACGAGGACCUGGAGAAGCUACGAGAGCACCUGCCAGCACCGGCCAGGCGGCCGCCCACCUUUUUCGCCAUCAUGUUCAACCGCAACGUGCUGGUGACCAACGUCAUCGUCGCGCUGGGCGCCAACGCGAUCACCGUCCUCGAACCCACCCUGCCCGCCGUGUUGGAUGAAAAGUUCAACUCGUCGGCCGCCGUGAUCGGACUAGCGUUCAUGGUGAUGGCACUGGCCCAUGGGCUCUCAGCUCCCGUGUUCGGUUGGCUGUCCGACAAAAUAGGCGGACCUGUCCUGAUGCUCAUCGGGCUCUCCAGCCUAUCCAUCGCGUUGGUACUGCUGCACCAAAUAGCUGAGAUUAACACUGCGCAGACGCUGGUAUCACCGCCCAACAGCCUGUGGCUGACGCUCCUCGCCCUGUUACGUCCGCCCACUGUGGACGAGAUGGGCGGUGGCGCCUACGGCCAAGUGUACGCCAUCUUCAACUGGUUUUAUGCCUUGGGCAUGCUCGGCGGCCCCCUCAUUGGCGGUGCGCUGGUCGAUUGGCUGAGCUUUCGAGCCAUGCUUCUCGUGUUCGCCGCGUCAUGCGCCUGCUUCGUGCCCGUGGCCGGUGCGCACUGGUGGGCACUUCGAAGAAGAUGA